Molecule: messenger RNA, 1671 nt
Organism: Lindgomyces ingoldianus
Lineage: Eukaryota; Fungi; Ascomycota; Dothideomycetes; Pleosporales; Lindgomycetaceae
Exons: 1
Coding region: 88-1560 (490 amino acids)
Cellular component (GO): membrane
Molecular function (GO): glycosyltransferase activity
Source: RefSeq, a predicted model, not a curated record
CGCAAAUCGACGAGCGCAAUUCGAGUGCUCACCAAUCUUUACGCCUGAUACAAACAUCCAGAUGCCUCAAAAUAACCCACCAUAAUAAUGCUCUCGACCCGCAAAGCUCGUAUCCAUCUCAUUCCCCGCGUCAUCGCCUUCGCGGCCGCCUUCUAUGCCUUCUGUUGGAUCAGCGGCUUCCCUCGCGAAUAUGACGACGACGAACUCCCUCCAGAUGGCCAGCACCGAAAACUAUCCACGUCCCAUAGCCCUCAUAGCGUGCCUAUCGAUCAGGUCGUCGUGUCCAUCAAGACGACUGCUACUGAUGCCUACUCGAAACUGCCCCCCAUGCUCGUCCUCACAAAGCCGAUAUAUCACGACACACUUCUCUUAAUGAGCGACCUUGAGAUGGAUAUUGGUGCUUUUCAUGUCGAGGAUGUGCUAAACAAAUUUAAUACCCACAUUGUGGAAUCGAGCGAAGACUUUUAUCGCUACCACCAACAAAUCGAUUUCGCCCGCGCAGGUAGAGAACUGAGAACUUUGCAGGAGGUGGACCCACAGAAGGAGAUGGAGAUCAGGGACAAGCUGGAUAAAUAUAAGUGGUUGCGGAUGGUUGGGAAAACAUGGGAACUCAGGCCAGACAGGAGCUGGUAUGUGUUUGUCGACACAGACACAUACCUAUUCAGGUCCAAUCUCAUGUCGUGGUUGGGGCAUUAUGAUGCUACUGAACCAUAUUUCCUUGGAAAUCCUCCCGAUAAGACUUCUUUUGCCCCGUUUGCGCUCGGAGGUACCAUGUUUGUGCUUUCCCUCAAGGCCAUGCAGGAGCUCCUUGUGGAGCGCGAGAUGGUAGUUCCAGACUGGGACUCACGCAUCGCUAACCACGCUUCUGGAUUUGAAGUCCUCUCCUCGGCCCUGUCCUCGGAAAUCAGCCUCAGUCUCAACAGCUCCUUUACAAGGGGGAUUUCGGGUCUUCAUCCCGGCACCAUCCCUUACGGCCCCGGGAUGUGGUGCGAGCCUGUCAUUGCUCUGCACUCUGUUCCCGCUGAACUCGCUAGCGACAUAUGGCGUCUCGAACGAGACCGAGAGGAGUAUAAUCACGUACGCGAACCAAUGACGUUCGAAGUGUUGUGGAAGAGUUUCAUCCAGCCAGAGGAUAUGUUGAACGCCCGGGACAAUUGGGACAAUUUGUCAUCUGGACCGGAGAAUGCGAAAUGGAACAUUCUGUUCGAGGGGACCCAACACCACAAGCAAGCCGCCGAGCGCACGCAUCGACAUAUACACCGUGACGAGGACGGGAAAGCAAGCAGUGGGGAAGACUCCUGGGAGGCUUGCCGCGAUUCAUGCUACAACAACGACCACUGCGUGCAAUUUUCGUACUCCUCUUUACCGACGCCAAACUACAAUGAAAACCCAUCUACAAAAUGCCAUUUAAGCAGCAGUAUGAGGCUAGGUGGUCCGAUUGACCCUCAAGACGUCGUUGUGGACGGCAAGAAACAGACACGAACGUGGAGCAGCGGGUGGAGGAAAGAUAAGUUUGAGAAGUGGGCACAACAACAAAGGUGCAAGGGCCAACAGAAUUGAAACGUUCCCAAUGUUGUUCCAAUCCGACUCUUAGUCAGACACGCAUUUCCAUUUGUGAUUUGGAUUUCCCUCACCCUCCUAUCAUAUAGCUUCCCCCCCCAAGUCGUAUCA